Messenger RNA from Auanema sp. JU1783, 564 nucleotides. The record is from the annotation of a GenBank genome assembly. NCBI's taxonomy places the organism in Eukaryota, Metazoa, Nematoda, Chromadorea, Rhabditida, Rhabditidae.
AUGUCAACUCUUGUAUUCCUACUGAUUGGAACUGUUUAUUUCGUCCCAUCAAUCCAAGGAUGUGCUGACUUAAUUGAUUUUUGUGAUGCCCUCUCUCCAAUAUGUGCUGGAUCAAUCAUUCAAUACCACUUUGAGCAACUUGAAAGUGUAGCUCAGCAGAUUGAGAACAACUCUGCAAUUCCAGCGCUAGAGGAAUCCUUGCCAAAAGUUGAAAGUAGUUUACCUCUUGUUGGAACAACAGGAGAAGGAGCACAAGAAGCAGAAUCGGGGUUUGAGAAAUCUCUACCCUUAUUGAAAGAAUCGUUACCGCUCAUACGGGAAUCUCUUCCACUCAUUCGGGAGUCUCUCCCACUCAUACGUCAAUUCGUUGAUCCUUACUACUUGCAAAGUGAAAAAACAACGUGUCAACGAAAAUCCAACUGCAAAACAUGUCGUGAAUGCCCGAAACUCCGUGAGAGUACAGUCUCUUUCAUAGAAUCGCUAUGUCCACAGACAUGUAAAGUCUGUAACAAAGACUUCUCAUCUGAAGACGCUGCCAAAACUCUUGUGGACUAUUACAUUUGA